Melospiza melodia melodia is the source of this 4567-nucleotide messenger RNA. RefSeq names its product DNA methyltransferase 1 associated protein 1 (gene DMAP1). The transcript is spliced from 10 exons. Gene Ontology annotation, molecular function: transcription corepressor activity. Bases 94 to 1488 code for a protein of 464 amino acids. The record is from RefSeq and is a predicted model, not a curated record. Lineage: Eukaryota; Metazoa; Chordata; Aves; Passeriformes; Passerellidae. Gene Ontology annotation, biological process: DNA repair; chromatin remodeling; negative regulation of transcription by RNA polymerase II. Gene Ontology annotation, cellular component: Swr1 complex; nucleus; NuA4 histone acetyltransferase complex.
UAUGCGCCGCACGUCCCGGUGGCCGCGGAGCCGGCGCCGAGCUGGAGGGGACGGACAGGACGGCGCAGAGAAGGCCAGAGGGCAGGCGGAGCCAUGGCGACGGGGGCAGAUGUACGGGACAUCCUGGAGCUGGGAGGCGUGGAGUCAGAGAACACGGGCACCAUCAACAAAAAGGACAUCAUCAACUCGGAUAAGAAAAAAUCCAAGAAAUCCUCAGAGACAUUGACGUUUAAGAGGCCAGAAGGAAUGCACCGAGAAGUUUAUGCACUCCUCUAUUCUGACAAAAAGGAUGCACCUCCGCUGCUGCCAAGCGACACAACUCAGGGUUAUCGAACAGUCAAAGCAAAACUGGGCUCCAAGAAAGUCCGGCCUUGGAAGUGGAUGCCUUUCACCAACCCAGCGAGGAAAGAUGGAGCCAUGUUCUACCACUGGAGGAGGGCAGCAGAGGAGGGGAAGGAUUACCCUUUUGCCAGAUUUAAUAAAACAGUGCAGGUUCCUGUGUACUCAGAGCAGGAGUACCAGAUGUAUCUCCACGACGACGCGUGGACCAAGGCUGAGACAGACCAUCUCUUCGACCUGGCUCGGCGCUUCGAUCUGCGCUUCGUGGUCAUUCACGACCGCUACGAUCACCAGCAGUUCAAGAAAAGGUCAGUGGAGGAUCUGAAGGAACGGUAUUACCACAUUUGUGCCAAGCUGGCAAACAUUCGUGCAGCUCCCGGCACAGACCUAAAAAUCCCAGUCUUUGAUGCUGGCCAUGAGAGACGAAGGAAGGAACAGCUGGAAAGGCUUUACAAUAGGACACCAGAGCAGGUGGCAGAAGAAGAAUACCUCAUCCAGGAGCUCCGUAAAAUUGAAACCAGGAAGAAAGAGAGAGAAAAGAGAACCCAAGACCUGCAGAAGCUCAUCACAGCUGCCGACACCACCACUGAGCAGAGGCGUGCUGAGCGCAAGGCUCCCAAGAAGAAGCUGCCACAGAAGAAGGAGACAGAGAAGCCUGCUGUUCCUGAGACUGCUGGCAUCAAGUUUCCUGACUUCAAAUCUGCAGGUGUCACGCUGCGGAGCCAGAGGAUGAAACUGCCAAGCUCGGUGGGACAGAAGAAGAUUAAAGCCCUGGAGCAGAUGCUGAUGGAACUCGGAGUAGAUCUUAACCCUAUGCCCACAGAGGAGAUUGUACAGAUGUUCAACGAGCUGCGGAGCGACCUGGUGCUGCUGUACGAGCUGAAACAAGCCUUUGCCAACUGCGAGUACGAGCUGCAGAUGCUACGGCACCGCUACGAGGCCCUGGCCAAGGCUGGGAGCAUCGGCCCCCUCAGCGUGGAAGGCGCCCAUCCAGAUGGCCAGACAGGGCUCGGCAUCGAGGAGGGCAAGGGCGAUACCAAGGACCAGAUCAUUGAUGUAGUAGGAGCACCUCUGACCCCCAACUCGGUGAGGAGGAAGGUCGGGGGGGCAGAGCAGGGCGCACUCAGGUCUCCGACGCAGAUGCCCUGACAAGCGCUGGGGAUGCUGCCCUGCUCUCCUUCCAGGCAUGCGCGUCCGAGGGAGCAGAACACGCCUGUUCCCCCCCAAGGCCCAGUGCUGCUCUCUGGGCUUGUCUCCUGUGCUGGACAGUGUUCUUGGUGCUACAGGUGGGGUCAGCAGGGCUUUCUACAUCCUGCAUGCAGGCAGAUGGCUUGGUGUGGGUGCCACUGUGGACCAAAGCGGUGAGGCUUUGGGUGAUGAGAGCUUGUUCUAAGGCAGCAACGGUACAGCUGCAAACCUGAGGCAUUUUGCUCAGCAGAGGGAAGCAGGUGGGGAAAGCAGUCUUCAGGUGAUGAGACAUGACCUGCCCGAGACCCUGGAGUCAAGCAGUAGCCCUGCCUGGAGCAGGAGGCUUGGGAAGGACAGAGGUGUUUGAAGAGCAAAGGAGGGUUUUUAUACCCUACUUCCAGUGCCAAGAAAGAAAAGCCUGGCCUAGGGCUUCUUCCAGUGCAAGCCCUGUGGCAAUGUCCUGUGCAUGCACCUCUGCAGGAUGUGAAUCACCGGCCUCUCCUCCCUGCCUCCAGGAGGGCAGGUUGCCCAGCCCCUCACCACUGCCUCAGGGCCAAGGGUAAGCCUGGGGAUCAGCUGAGGCUGCUUUCCCCUCUGUGCAGUCCCCUGGCACAGCUGAGCUGAACUGCCUGAUGAAAGCUGCCCAUCUCCACACCGUGGCAUCCCCGACGCCUCCGACGCACUGCCCCUGGUAGCGGCACAGACCUUUACUUUCUGAAAUGUAUAAUGUAUUGCAGGAUAUUGAGAACACCUUAUCUGUCAACGGCAGAGGCGACACGUUAACCUGGACUUGAGUAAUGUCCUAUUUGAUUGUGACAAUGUUGAGUCGUAAGGAAGAGUUCCACUGAGACAGGUUCAUGUUUGUAAAGGAGUCUUUUGAAUUAUUAUUUUUUUCCCUACUGCAUUCAAUCUGGAAUCUCACCCCUCCCUCCCUGCGGUCUGGAGUGUCCUGGUUUGCAAACUUUUCGGGCUGAUUUACAGUACAGUUGGUGUCCAUUGAGAACUGGCUUGUUGGGAAGGUGGGAGAGAUGGUGGUGGUGGCCAUGCCUGUAGGAGGAGGGAGCCCACGUGUGUGUUUCUGACCAUAUUGUUCCUCGGUGCCACCUCCUGGAAUUGGAAACAAAGGCACGGGCCCAGGCAGCACAGAGAGGGUUAAACUGACCUGGUCUCUGACAUAUUUGAAAGAAAUAUAAUCAAGUUAAUUCACUGCAAGGCAAAUUCAGUACCUAAAGGGCCCCCAUGUUAAAUACAGCACUGACCUUUACCGGCUGAUUACACAAAGACGACACAAUUAGAUUAGUCCAAGACAAAAGGUCAAGCACAUUCACACUGUGACCAUUUUUUGCUACCUUUUGAGGGGGGGGAAUUACAUCCCAGCUGGAGGGGUAUUUUGGAGAGGAAGAGAAUGGGGCUGCUGUACCAUGUUCUGCCUGGUUCAGAUAUGUUUGGAGAGUCAGGCAGGGCUUGGCAGCGUGCUUACCCUGAACCUGUCUAUGAUUGUUGGGCUAUGUGGUGGUGGGAGAGAGAGAUCAACACCCUGCAGCCCACAGCCAGCUUUUCCCAAGACAGGGUGAGUAGAGGUCAUGUCCUGGUGAUCCUUCCUGCCCUGCCCAAAGCUGGCAGAUGCAGCUCCAGUGCCUCUUGUCCAGCAUCAUGGCUGAAAUUUGCCUCUGGAAGAUGGUUGGGCUUGGUCAGCUUUGAGAAGGGGAAUGGCUGGUGGGUGCAUGCAUGUGUCCCCACCCUGCACAGUGAGGGCCCCAAGGUGUCCCAGGCUGUGGUGGGGACAGCAGGGCCAGGACAUGGUGUGGAUGGCCCUUCCUUCCCUCUCCUCCUGCAGCCAUGGGUGCUUGGCCACGACACCUGCCCUCGUCCUGCUGCAGUGGUUUCACCCUGCCAUGCCAGCCUUCAACUCCCGAGUUCCAGCGUGUGCUUUGCCACUGAGCUGCCAGGGCCUUUGGGAGAAUCAUUUAAUCUCCCUCCUUCAAAUUCCUCUGAGUUGGAGAAUCCCUUUGUGCUGUCUAGCACUGCCUGUCCAUGGCACUCUACACGUUGGAUUAAGCAUGGAUUAGUUCAGUCUCCAAACCAGCUGCUCCCCUGAAGCCAGAUUUGUUUCCCUGGAGAGAAGUAUCUUGCUCCAGAUGUUGGAGGGAGUGAGUGGCAAAGCCAGGAAUAGGACUAGGAGUCCUGAGUCCUGAGCGCUGCCUGGCAUGUCUGGAUUCCUUUCCAGGAAUUGGAAUGAAUGGGCAAAGGCACACCAGGGUCUUUUGAGGUACUGGUUUUGUCAGCAGCUGUCUGCCACCAGCCCGCUUGGCCAGCAGUGGGGAUGGGGGACAUGGCAGCAGGGUGUGUUAGUCAGGCUGGGACAGGCAUCUGUCUCAGAGCCCCUGGGGCAGUGGGAAGCCUGGUGCUGUCCUGCCCUGCUGUGUCCAGCACUCUCCUGCUCCCCUGGUUCCUGUCCACGCUCCCCCAGGGGCUGCAGUGCCCAUUGCUGACCAUUAAAGCUGAGCUGGGAUCCCCCCAGUGCUGUUUGAGGCUGACCCCGGUGGGGACUUUACUCGGGGCCUUUGGGAGGUGAAAGGUGAGCCGAACUCGGAACAAAUUAGUUCCAAGCAGAAGUUCAGCCAGUUACUCCAGAUUGGAUCCUUUGAUUUCCGCAACUCAGACUCCACUCAGUGAUCUGUAAUGAGUGACUCUCAGAAAUCCUCACAUUGCAGCACUUUGUUCCUGAGCUCACAAGUCAGCCCAUUAAUGGGUAAAGGAAAGGACCUUGAGUCUAAGAAGUCUCGGGUUCAGAGUCAGAAUUAUUUGACUUUUAAGCUUCCUUUAUCUGAACUCCUGCUGACUUCUUGUUUUCUGAGCCUGUUUGAAAGCUAGAAGUUACAUUGUUAAGAUCAAACAUUCUCUCUUUCCAGAUGGAGUUACAAUAUCUGUCUUUUAUAUAUAUAUAUUUUAAUAUAUAUAGUGUAUAUAUACCAGGGUGUAUAUAUAUUCUUCUCUUUUUUUUAAUCGUUCUUUCCAUUAAAAGAAACUAGACUUGUAA